Molecule: messenger RNA, 4917 nt
Organism: Nerophis ophidion (straightnose pipefish)
Lineage: Eukaryota; Metazoa; Chordata; Actinopteri; Syngnathiformes; Syngnathidae
Product: myelin regulatory factor-like protein
Exons: 20
Coding region: 598-2760 (720 amino acids)
Biological process (GO): positive regulation of DNA-templated transcription; protein autoprocessing
Cellular component (GO): endoplasmic reticulum membrane; nucleus
Molecular function (GO): sequence-specific DNA binding; DNA-binding transcription factor activity
Source: RefSeq, a predicted model, not a curated record
CCCAACUCAUAUGGAAACGGGGUUUGUACGUAACAAUGUUAAUAUUAUACAUUAAAUAAAAAAAGACAUGUAAUGAUAAAGAUAGUAGUGUAGGUAGUUUAUACAGUAAUACAUGUAUAAAUCAAUCCAACAACAAAGGGGUAAAGGUGACAUAAACACUGUUGUGUAAUAAAUACAUACAAUAUAUAUUUUAUAUAUUAAAGCAGACAUUGUAUGGUUAAUAAUUACAUAUAAAACUGACACGAUGAAGUCCACGUUCAUUAGCAUCUGUGACCUUUUUUAAAACGCUGGCACGCAUGCACAAGCACACGCACAUUGGGGGUGUGUACAGCUGCUACUUCCUGCUCAAAGCUCAAAGUCCAUCGAACAGAAAGGAGACACACAGACGCCACACAGAAGAAAAUAACUUUUCUAAGCGGUUCCAUCAGUGACAUUUCACAAGAAGAAGAAGAAGAAGCUGCUUGGAUCCAUAGUAGAAAUUCAAAGUCCCUAAUGGAUUGUACCUGAGGCCCAACAGGAGGGAGAAUCCAGAGAGUCAGCGGUCAGAACCCGGAGCGGCCAUCUUGGGCCAAUAGGCGGCGCCCCCUGUCUGCCAGCAUGGAACCUCACGUGCACGGCGAGAAGGAGGCGCUGCAGCAGUUCUUUGGUGGUCGGGAUGUGAGUCACGUUCUGGACAGUUCUGUAGCCGUGGAUACCAGCAUCCUGGAGCGCUACCUGAGCAGUGACUUGGACCCGAACACUUUCGCGCUUCCUGACUCCCCACCUGACUCCGAGGCCUGCUCUCCUGAGCAGAUCCCAGACCCCGCCUACAUCCCUCCUGAUCUCCCGCUGAGCCACAACCCCGCCUCGUCUGUGGUCAGGUGUGCGUCCUCAGCGGUCCCGCCCACACUGCACUCAGGUGGACACUUGCUGCCUUCAGAUAGAUGUUGCCUUCCUUCGCCGCCCACGUACGGCGUCCCCUGGACGGCUUCGGCCCCGCCUGCAUCCACCAGUUUGCCAGGCUCCGCCUCCCUACUGCGGACCAGCGCUCCUGUCAGUAAAAGAAGACGAAGCGGCUCGCAGGACUCUUCAGCGGAACCGGAGACGAGCAGCAGAGACGCGGCCUGCGGAGGACAAGGUUUGAGCGGCUUGUUGACGUGGGAGAAGUUCCGUCCUGGGGAGUGGAACACCGCCAUGGACGUCAGCUUCCAGACGCUGGGUCCUCCCGUCUUCCUGGUGGACACAGACAAGGGUUUCAACUACUCGCCAGCUGACGACGCCUUCGUCUGCCAGAAAAAGAACCACUUUCAGGUCACAGUUCACGUGGGCGUUGCUACAGAGCCGAGCUACAUACCCACGUCCCACGGCGUGCAGCAGGUGGACCACUUCCUCGUCAAGGUGUUUGGGAUCAAGUUGGAAGCUCCCGAGCAACAUGUGACCAUCGAGCAGUCUCAGGCCGACCGCAGCAAGAAACCUUUGCGACCCGUCAGGGUGGCUCUGAGCGGCGGCGGGAUUAGCAAAGUGACGUUAGGACGCCUCCACUUUAGCGAGACCACUGCCAACAACAUGAGGAAGAAGGGACGACCCAACCCGGACCAGCGAUAUUUUCAGAUGGUGGUGGGCUUGUAUGCCGCCAUCAGGGAGGAAGAAGAGGAGAAGUCAUUCCUCAUGGCCGCCCUCGUGUCAGAGAGACUCAUCAUCAGGGCUUCAAACCCAGGUCAGUUUGAGAUGGAGAGCGACACCUUGUGGCAGCGCGGGGCGGCGCAGGACGCCGUGAUUUGUCACGGCCGAGUGGGCAUCAACACGGACACCCCAAAAGAGGCGCUGGUCGUCUGCGGCAACGCCACCGUCACAGGGAGCCUCAUGCGGCCGUCGGACCAGCGGGCCAAGGAGAAUAUUCAGGAGGUGGACCCAGAGAAGCAGCUGAAGAACAUUACGCAGAUGAGACUGGUGGAGUUCGACUUCAAGCCUCAGUUUGCUUCCAGCAUGGGGAUAGACCACGCCCACCAGACAGGUCUCCUCGCUCAGGAGCUGAAGGAACUCCUGCCAUCGGCCGUCAAGGAGGUGGGCGACAUCACGAGUGGCGACGGCCAGAAGAUCGAGAACUUCCUGGUGGUGGACAAGGAGCAGAUCUUCAUGGAGAACGUGGGUGCCGUGCAGCAGCUUUCCAAAAUGACCGACAACCUGGAGAGCCGCGUCACCGAGUUGGAGGUGUGGAAGCGACGCCUCGCCAAGCUCAAGAGCCUGACAGGAAGCCUGCGGUCCACCAGCACCGCGUCCAGGAAAGAAAGCACUGUGUCGGCCUCGCAUGCUUUUCACGUACCAACAAAAUCAUCCACCACCGGCGACGGCGGCCAUUGCGUGCCGCACAGAACCUUCCAGGCCUGCAUCUUCACGCUGUGCAUCACCGUGGCAGUUUGCAGCAUCACUAUCGGCGCCUUCUACCUGCUCAGCCUAUCAAAGCAGAGCGACAUGUCUGCAGGCGCCAGUAACAGCAGCGAACUUCCUGUGACAACCACGGCCAGCAGCAGUUCAGCCUCACCCACAUCCCCUUCGUGGCCCACCGUGCCCUGGCCCCCCGACGUGCACUUCUGCGACUUGCUCUACUGCGACACGGUGUACUGCUGCCCCUCUCCACCUGGGGGUCGCCGCAACGCCAACGUCACCUCCAGCCAAUCAGGCGAGGGCGAUGGAGCAGGCACAAACAAAGACGAUUUUUUCCAGAAGUUCCUAAGUGCCAGAGACUGGACAAACACCAGCAUGGAGUCUUUCAUUUAUUGAUUGAUUCUUUUAUUAGUAGAUUGCACAGUUCAGUACAUAUUCCGUACAAUUGACCACUAAAUGGUAACAUCCGAAUAAUUUUUUCAACUUGUUUAAGUCGGGGUCCACGUUAAUCAAUUCAUAGUAUAAAUAUAUUCUAUCAGCAUAAUACAGUCAUCACACAAGUUAAUCAUCAGAGAAUAUACAUUUAAUUAUUUACAUUAUUUACAAUCCGGGGGGUGGGAUGAAGAAGGUUUGGUUGAUAUCAGUACUUCAGUCAUCAACAAUUGCAUCAUCUAAGAAAUGGACAUUGAAACAGUGUAGGUCUGACUUGGUAGGAUAUGUACAGCCAGCAGAGAACAUAGUGAGUUCAGAUAGCAUAAGAACAAGAAUAUACAUUAGAAAUACAUUUGAUUAUUUACAUUAGGUUAUUUACAAUCAGAGGAGAUGGGAUGUGGAUGGAGGAGGGUAUUAGUAAAGGGUUGUAGUUGCCUGGAAGUCUUGUUUUAGUGCGGUUUUGAAGGAGGAUUACUCAGUGGCCCAGUGGUUAGAGUGUACGCCCUGACAUCAGUAGUUCGUGAGUUCAAAUCCCGGCCGAGUCAUACCAAAGACUAUAAAAAUGAGACCCAUUAUCUUCCUGCUUGGCACUCAGCAUUAAGGGUUGGAAUCGGGGGUUAAAUCAUCAAAAAUGAUUCCCGGGCGCAGCACCGCUGCUGCCCACUGCUCCCCUCACCUCGCAGGGGGUGAUCAAGGGUGAUGGGUCAAGUCCAGAGAAUAAUUUUGCCACAUCUAGUAUGUGUGUGUGUGACAAUCAUUGGUACUUUAACUUUAUAGAGAUGCACUUACUUUUACACCUGUUGGGAGUGCAUUCCACAUUGAUGUGGCAUAAAAGGAGAAUGAGUUAAGACCUUUGUUAGAUCGGAAUCUGGGUUUAACGUGGUUUGUGGAGCGCCCCCUGGUGUUGUGGUUAUGGCGGGAAGUAGUUUGACAUGUACUUCGGUAUCAGGGAGGUGUAACGGAUUUUAUAGACUAGGCUCAGUGCAAGUUGUUUUACUCUGUCCUCCACCCUGAGCCAGCCCACUUUGGAGAAGUGGGUAGGAGUAAGGUGUGAUCUGGGGUGGAGGUCUCGAAGUAACCUGACUAGCUUGUUCUGGGAUGUUUGGAGUCUAGAUUUGAGGGUUUUGGUGCAAGGCUAAUCGAAAAAGGGUUGAACCAGAGUUCCCGCUAGAUUCUUCAAGGUGCUUUUGUUGACCAGAGAGGAGAUUCUGUGAAGAAAUCUUGUUCUUUGGUUGACGUUUUUGAUUACCUUGGUUGCCAUUUUAUCACAGGAAAGAUUAGCCUCUAGAAUGGAACCUAGAUAGGUGAUCUCAUCUUUCCUGGUGAUAACAAUGUCACCCACUUUUAUAGUGAAGUCACUGACUUUCUUAAGGUUGAUACGGGACCCAAAUAGGAUGGAUUCCAUUUUACCUAAGUGUAUGAAUCGCUUGUUGUCAGCGAGCCAGGUGCAAAUAUUAAGGAGUUCAGCACUGAGGAUUUUUUCCACCUGUGACUAGUCCUUGCCGGAUACCAACAGGGCCGAAUCAUCCGCAAACAGGAACAAUUCACAGUCGCAUGCUGAUGGCUUGUCAUUUACGUAUAUUAGGAACAGUAAAGGUCCUAGUAUACUGCCUUGGGGGACUCCACGGCUUACUGAGGUGAGGGGGGAAACACACGGUGCUGUUCACUUCUACCACCUGUGCCCUCCCCUUCAAGUAAGAUUGCAUCCAGCUCGAUGAGGUUUUAUCGAAUCCGAUUGCUCUGAGCUUAUCCAACAGUAUAGCUGUUCUUAAGCGCCAGAGACUGUAAUCUCAACAUUUUGUAAUUUGUACCGCUUGAACAGGAUGUCUUAAAAAUGUGUGUCUCUCAGGGACAAACACCAGCAUGGAGUCUUUCAUGAUCAAGGAGAACCAGCAGGUGAUUGACAGGCGCUACUGUGUGAGAGACGAGUGCGGGUAAGUGUGCAAAACUCUACAAACGCGAUCUUUGUCUCAAAAGUCGACACUCGUCCACUUCAGACCAGACAGGUUCGUGUUCCAGAUCCCCAUCAGCCCGUUUGUCCCCGUCAACAUGCGAGUGACGCUCCUCAUGAAGUGAGCAAGGCAGCUUAGCUUUAGCGUGUUUGUUAGCUUUUCCACGGCC